AACAGCAGGGGCCAAGAAUCCACCAUGGCUGCCCGAGAGAACUCCAGCCCAAGCUGCCUGUACGAUGCCCUGGUGGUGGGGGCAGGGAUCCAGGGCUCCUUUGCCGCCUAUCACUUGGCCAAACGAGGGCAGAAGACCCUCCUUCUGGAGCAGUUCCCUCUGCCCCACACGCGGGGAAGCUCCCACGGACAGAGCCGCAUCAUUCGCAGCGCAUACCCACAGGACUACUACACAGCCAUGAUGAAAGAGGCAUAUCGGCUGUGGGCAGAGCUGGAGGCUGAGGCCAAUACCUCUCUCCAGAGGCCAACCACGAUGCUGAUUCUGGGCCGCCAGGAGACCCCCGCGUUCCAGAGCUACUGGCAGACCAUGCAACGCCACCACGUCCCCAGUGAAGUUUUCACUCCACAAGCCCUGGCCCGGAAGUACCCAGAUAUCCAUCCUCACGGUGGGGUGAUGGCUGUGGCUGACCUGACCGCAGGUGUGCUGUUCCCUGACAAGGCACUGCGAGCUGUCCAGGAUCAAUUCCAGCGCAGUGGAGGGACCCUGCGGGAUGCUGAAAAGGUACUCAGCAUCCUUCCUGGGAAUGUGAUCACUGUAACCACCAACCGAGGAGAGUACCAGGCUAAGCGCCUCGUGGUCACAGCAGGAGCAUGGACCAGCCACCUCCUGGCUCCACUGGGACUGCGGCUGCCUCUCCAGCCUCUGCGCAUCCAGGUCUGCUACUGGCGGGCGAAAGGCCCUAGCGCUCACAGCCAUCUGGAGAAGUUCCCGUGUUUUCUGGGCAUUAACCUCAACCAGGAGGUGCACGACAUCUACGGGUUGCCGUCCGGUGAAUACCCGGGGCUUGUCAAGAUUUGUUACCACCACGGAAGCCCUGUGGACCCUGAUAAACCCGAUCAACUGGACCAGGCCUCUGCGGUGCCCGACCUCCAGAUCCUUCAGAAUUUUGUGAAGAGUUAUCUGCCAGGGCUUGAUCCAGAGCCAGCUGUACAGGAGCGCUGCUUAUAUACAAACACUCCCGAUGCGGAUUUCAUCUUAGAUCGGCACCCGCGGUUUAGGAACAUCGUCAUUGGGGCAGGAUUCUCAGGCCACGGGUUCAAAUUUGCACCAGUCAUUGGAGAAAUUCUUUGCAAGCUGAGCCUGGAGGAGGAGCCCCCUUACAAUCUGGCCCCUUUCCAGAUCAGCCGCUUCCCAGCUUCCCCAAAAGCUGCCCUGUGAACAUCACGAUCAAACAUCACAAACAUGACGAUCAAAAGCCCCGAUGCUGCUUUUAAAAAGUACCUUCUGAACAGGUUUCCUUGUUCUGCUCA
This is a messenger RNA of Eublepharis macularius, 1310 nucleotides long. It is a transcript of the gene PIPOX, whose product is annotated as pipecolic acid and sarcosine oxidase. Gene Ontology annotation, cellular component: peroxisome. Gene Ontology annotation, molecular function: L-pipecolate oxidase activity; flavin adenine dinucleotide binding; sarcosine oxidase activity. The coding region runs from base 25 to 1218 and encodes 397 amino acids. The transcript is spliced from 8 exons. NCBI's taxonomy places the organism in Eukaryota, Metazoa, Chordata, Lepidosauria, Squamata, Eublepharidae. The record is from RefSeq and is a predicted model, not a curated record.